Arabis nemorensis is the source of this 771-nucleotide messenger RNA. Lineage: Eukaryota; Viridiplantae; Streptophyta; Magnoliopsida; Brassicales; Brassicaceae. The record is from the annotation of a GenBank genome assembly.
AUGGGAAGGGGUAGGGUUCAAUUGAAGAGGAUAGAGAACAAGAUCAAUAGACAAGUGACAUUCUCGAAAAGAAGAGCUGGUCUUUUGAAGAAAGCUCAUGAGAUCUCUGUUCUUUGUGAUGCUGAAGUUGCACUUGUUGUCUUCUCCCAUAAGGGGAAACUCUUCGAAUACUCCACUGAUUCUUGUAUGGAGAAGAUCCUUGAACGCUAUGAGAGGUACUCUUAUGCCGAGAGACAGCUUAUUGCACCUGAGUCCGACGUUAAUACGAACUGGUCGAUGGAGUACAACAGGCUCAAGGCAAAGAUUGAGCUUUUGGAGAGAAACCAGAGGCAUUAUCUUGGAGACGACUUGCAAGCAAUGAGCCCUAAGGAGCUCCAGAAUCUGGAGCAGCAGCUUGACACUGCUCUUAAGCACAUCCGCUCUAGAAAAAAUCAACUUAUGUACGAGUCCAUCAAUGAGCUUCAAAGAAAGGAGAAGGCUAUACAGGAGCAAAACAGCAUGCUUUCAAAACAGAUCAAGGAGAGGGAAAAGAUUCUUAGGGCACAACAAGAGCAGUGGGAUCAGCAGAACCAUGGCCACAAUAUGCCUCCGCCUCCGCCGCAGCAUCAGCAUCAAAUCCAGCAUCCUUACAUGCUCUCUCAUCAGCCAUCUCCUUUCCUCAACAUGGGUGGUCUGUAUCAAGAAGAAGAUCCAAUGGCAAUGAGGAGGAACGAUCUCGAUCUUUCUCUUGAACCAGUUUACAAUUGCAACCUUGGCUGCUUUGCCGCAUGA